AUGCCCCCCAUUAACCAUGCUUUGGCAGUGGGCGUCAUCGCCGCCUCCGUCGUCGUCGCGGCUGGCAUAGCCAUCUACGAGUCGCCCGAGCUGCGACGCAUGGCCGAGGACCUGCGGCGCCGCAUCUCCAUUGCGCUGUACUCGCUCGGCGACAGCAUCAGCCCGCAGGAGCGCGAGAACCUGGUCAACCGGCCCGAGGAUGCCGAAGGCUUCCUGCUGUCCCGGGGGAUCGAUGUCCGGGGCGAGCAGGGCGAGCCCGGCGUUGACGCAGACGAGGAGACCAAACGGCGGCAGCGCGAGGAGCUGCUGUACUGGAACGCCAUUGCCGAAUCGAAGAAGGAACAAGAACACAGGGAUCCAGAGAAAGGCGCCGCUGCUUCAACGACACCGAAACGGCUUCAUUCGAGGGGCUCGAGCUUCGAUGAUUUCCUGCAGCAAGACUCAAGCGGCGAGAAGGGCACCUUCGUAUUCAACUCGGGGGCCGACGCCCAUGGCGAAGACGCUGAAGGACUUCGACGGCGUGGCGACGGCGCCCGCGGUCUGAACUACUCGGUCUACACCAACCCGUUUGCCGAUGAACAUGGCAUCGAUGAGACCGUCGCCUUCGAAAACAGCCUGAUGGACCCCGAGAAGGAAGAGCUGGAGGAUAUCUACAGCGUGUCUGAGCGUGGGCGGGAAGCUUUCGACCGGGAAACCACUGCCACUCUUUCGGCACCGCCCGAGCACAUCCCCUCCCUGGUGGACGUGGACACUCCUGCCCAGGAGACAGGCCCCUCCACCACGUCGGACCGUGAGCUAGGCCAGGACGAGUACAUGACUGCGGGCCAGGAGGACAGACACGAGGCCUACAGCUCCAUCCAGGCAUGGGCCCAGACGUCGAACCCCAGCUUCUACUCGCCACUUCCAGUCUCGCCGGCGGGGCCGCUUUCGGAGGCCGAGUUCAUCAGCGAAGGGCAGCUCACCCCGACCGACUCCGCGUCGCUGGCGGGCUCGGGAGAGGACAUCGCCGAGGAGGCACGCUCGACGGCCUCCGGGGAGCAUGGACGGUACUACGACGUCAUGAGCGACGAUGAGGGCGUCAUGACCCCCGCCAGUUGGACAGAGGUUGGCAGCGUGAUCAGCGAAAGCGAUGCUGGUGUUCAGCCUGCUCGUGCAUCGUAA
This is a messenger RNA of Neoarthrinium moseri, 1161 nucleotides long. RefSeq lists its product as uncharacterized. The transcript has a single exon. The coding region runs from base 1 to 1161 and encodes 386 amino acids. NCBI's taxonomy places the organism in Eukaryota, Fungi, Ascomycota, Sordariomycetes, Amphisphaeriales, Apiosporaceae. The record is from RefSeq and is a predicted model, not a curated record.